AUGGCAGAUCGUUCAACCUACACUGUUGGGUGGAUCUGCGCCUUAACAACAGAAUUGAAUGCCGCGGAAAGCCUUUUCGACGAAGAAUAUGACGUGCUUCUAGAUGUACAAGCUCCCGGCGACAACAAUAUAUAUUCCUUCGGGAGAAUGGGGAAACAUGACGUUGUCGUGGCAUCCUUGCCCGAAUAUGUCGGCAUUGGUGGUGGUGCUCCGAGCCCUAAGCAUGAUAUUCGUCUUGGAGAUGUCGUCGUCAGUGUCCCCUUUGGAGCCAAAGGAGGAGUCUUACACCACGAAUGUGGCAAGAAAAUACAGAAAAAGGAGUUUCAGUUCACUGGAUCAUUGAAUCAGCCACCUCAGUUUCUGCUGACCGCUGUGGGGAUACUAGAAGCGGAUUAUGAAGGUCAAGGCCAUGAACUGAACGAAAGAAUCGAAAACGCACUCAGCAAACGACCUCGCCUCAGGAAACGGUAUGCUCAUCCAUUGAAAACCUCAUCACCCGAUGAUGACGAUGACUCAAUGAUCCAUUAUGGUCUCAUUGCCAGCUCUGACAAGCUCAUGAAGAAUGCCACUAUCCGGGAUGAGCUAGCAAGGGAGGAGGGUGCAUUAUGCUUUGAGAUGGAAGCAGCUGGCUUGAUGAACCACUUCCUCUGUCUGAUUAUACGUGGGAUCAGAGCAAGGAAUGCCAGGGCCCUCUCAGAAGCCUGCUGA
This is a messenger RNA of Fusarium oxysporum Fo47, 708 nucleotides long. RefSeq lists its product as uncharacterized. The transcript has 4 exons. Gene Ontology annotation, molecular function: catalytic activity. Gene Ontology annotation, biological process: nucleoside metabolic process. The record is from RefSeq and is a predicted model, not a curated record. NCBI's taxonomy places the organism in Eukaryota, Fungi, Ascomycota, Sordariomycetes, Hypocreales, Nectriaceae. Bases 1 to 708 code for a protein of 235 amino acids.